Molecule: messenger RNA, 3283 nt
Organism: Lingula anatina
Lineage: Eukaryota; Metazoa; Brachiopoda; Lingulata; Lingulida; Lingulidae
Biological process (GO): regulation of apoptotic process
Source: RefSeq, a predicted model, not a curated record
UAACUGAUAACCUCAAUAUGCAUGUGACAGUUCCUACAUUUACACCUUCACGUCACCAGAUACACCUUCAAGUCACCAGAAAGAAAAAAUACGACUGGAGAGACUGGGAAGUAUGUUUUUUGACGCUGGCAACCUUUGAUGUGAACUUUUAACUGCCUGCAAAAAAGAAUCGAAGCAUUAUCUUCAUUAAAUAUCGUUUUCAGAUAGGAUAUUGUAGCAAAUCAACAAACUGUUAAGAAAAUGAAAAGCUGAAGGACAGAAAUCUGACAUCACACCAUUCAAGACUUAUCAAGAUUUUUGCCUUUUACUACUGACAAUCUCUCUUCCACAAGUGAAAUAAUAUUUCGUUUCACUACGUAGUAAUUGGUCAUCUAUUUGACGUUCUUUAAUUAUCAGCAUAAUGGAAAAAGAAAAACACGAGGAAGACAUGUUCAAGCGCUGGGGUGCAAGUACUGGGACUUUAAGCAGGAGGAUCAUUGGGGCAAGUGCUAGUAUGCGAAACAAAUAUGAAACGAGCAUGCAGAAGGGGACAAUUUAUUUGGAAACGAGUAAAAUAUUAUUUCUGGGAGAUUCUGGUGUAGGAAAGACAUCCCUGCAACGCUAUUUCCGAGAAAAGGGUUUCUCGGAAAAGUAUAAUAUCACUCGCGGAAAUGAAAAGCACCACGUGGAAACUGCAGCCGUAACGGACACUUGGGAAGAUGUUACUGACCCUGAAAACGAACAGCAAUAUGCCGCUAGUUACGUAACAGUGAAAAAGACUGAUUCUCCUUCAGAAUCUCAAACAGCUGUAAAUGGUGCAUUGUUUGAUCAACAUUUCAAACUUACAAUUGGAUUGCUAUGCGUAUGCGUUGCUUUUGCUCUUUUGCCCUUUGGGUUAUGUUCUUUAAAAAUCAUAGGGUGCACCUUCUCUACUCUGUUUUUCCCUAAUAAUUUGCCGAUGGGUAUCAGAUAUGCUGAAGGUACAGCUCUCAGUAUAUUUUACAGAUAUGCUCUUAUUGAAACCCUAUACGCUGACAGAAAUAUGCAACAGAGAAUGAACAACCCUGACUUGUUCUUAGAAUUCCAACUUGGUGUUCUUUGUUGCGGGUUGGUGGUAGGGUUUGUGUUAGGAUUUGGGUGUAGGGCAGGAACCUCGAUAGUAUUUAGUUUGGUCUGCCUAAAAAGUCAAGGCAGUAUGCUCAACUUUCUCCCAGUUGUUUUUGAUAUUCUCCGUGAAUUUUGUCUUGACUUUAAACAUGCAUCAGCUGUAAUUGUGAUUGCCAGUCUAACGUUGUAUUUAUGCCAAGCGUAUGUGUACCACGGGAAAAUAAACAUCAAGCAAUUUUGUCUUCAGGUUAUCGUUUCAAACUUUGCAACUGCCCUCAUAUAUCAGAUGAUAAACAGAGAAAUAUCCGAGUUUAUUCAAGGACGACCAAGCAACUGUUAUCACAUUGAUUUGGUUUGGUGCUGCUGUUGGCAUCUACGUAUGCAAAAACACGUCACCAAAUCUGAUGCGUAAACGGUUUUAUAUUUGGUUGCCUGUUUAUAUGAUAGCGAUAAGUUUGUGUUCUUAUUUCCUCUGUGGUCUCAUUUUAUGGUGUACGGAAAAAAAUUACCGCCAUUAUCUUAUUAUCUUCUUGGCUUGUUCUUCAAGUGCUAUGCUACAAUACACGGCAAUGAUGGUAAUUGGCCGGCCUCUUGCAAAAGUUUAUGAUUUGCCUUUCUAUGCACGAAGGACACUGGGCUUUAUUUUAGGUGUCGGAAUGGUUUAUUUUAUGAAUUGGACGGUCGCUAUUCCUCCUGGAGAAUUUUUAUUAGAUCAGGUGUUGUCUGUUGGUAUUGUUGUUGCAUUCGAGUUGUGGGGCUUUUGGCGGGUGAAACAAGCAAUGAAAAUGGGAAUCGAUUUAACUAAAAUAAGACUGGCAAAAUCAAAGUACGAGAAUGGAGUAUCAGGCAUGCGUAUUAAGUUUGUGUUAAUUGAUUGUGGAGGACAGGAAGAAUAUCAUUAUUUCCAUCAUUUAUUCAUACCAAAGGACGCUGUAUAUAUUAUUGUAUUUAACUUUGAAGAAGCUAAAGGACUUAAAGACGACAACGAACUGCGCGUACAAUUCAAAAAACUUCGUUAUUGGUUAAACUUCGUGUUAGCACAUAUAUGUUUACCUGCUGGGAAAAAUCGCAAACAGCACAAACCCAUCUUCAUUGUUGGGACGCACAGGGACAGUGUUGACAAGGAGGUCAGAUUCCUGAUCUCUCAGGAAUUGACACACUUUUUUGAAAGGGAAGGUAUCGAUCAAUACAUAUCUUGGAAUGAGGACACCCUGAUAUUUGAAGUGGAGAAUUCGGGACAGUGCAAGAGGGACGAACAGGGAAAAUAUCUCAGGCAGGAAGUUGCGAAAGUUGCAGUUUUUAAAAGGCAAAAAACUGAGAUCAAAUGGCUAAAAUUUUCGAAAGUGAUGCCAAGUUUGUCUCCAAUCAUAACGAUCUCAGAAUUGAAAGACUUUGUCAUUGAGAAAGGUGUCGUUAAAGACGAGAAUGAGUUUGAAAAUUUUGUUAAAUAUUUCAACGAGAGGGGGGAUAUUUAUUGUUGCAACAGUGAUAGCAGCGAUUGUCAAACACGGUUUGUCGUCUUGCGUCACGGACAGUCAUGGUUCGUAGACUUGUUUUUGGAAAUACAAGACAUGAUGAAAAGAAAAGAAAAAAAGAAAGGUAUCUUAAAUGAAAAUACCAUGAAUCAGACAAUACACUGUAAAAUUGAUAGCAUGUCUAAGUGUCAAUCGCUGACAUGUGAAGACACAAAACAUUUAAAAGACAUUUGUGGAAAACUUCUUGAAGAAAGUAACUUAAUCGUUAAGGUACCUAGCAGCCCGUACUAUCUCGUGCCAUUUCAGUUGGAAACCGCUAGCCAAGAAGACAAAGACAGUCUUUGGAAAACUUCGUCAGGCAAAGAAAUUAGGUUUGGUUUGGACUUUGAAGAAUUUGAACCAAAGCCAAUAUUUUGGAGGCUUACAUCUACUGUGUUAAAAAUGAGCGGAGACAAAUAUUUCAAGGAAAAAAACUUUCAGCAAACUGUGUAUUCUGAUUUUGCUGUCUUUACAGAGCCAUCCACAGGGGUCAAGUAUAAACUUGAGAUGAAAUCCAUUAUUUCACAAAACGUGAUUUUGUUUACUACUAGUAGAGACUCUCGUUUACCUGAAGGUGCCAUAGAACAACAAACUUACGAGAUCUUCGCUAAUCUUCACAAACAAUUGAAUUAUAUUUGCAAUACAUCUUUCCCUGGGCAGAAAUAUUCUGUGGGACUAGUCUG